UCUGCCUUCACGAGUUCUCCUCCCGAAACCUGCGCGAGGCGGCCACCGGAGCGCGAGGCGAUUCCCCCCCUCUCCCCUCCACUUCAGUCAACAUGGCUACAGUUGUAACCUCGACCAGAUUCACAGACGAAUAUCAGCUGUACGAGGAACUCGGAAAGGGUGCCUUCUCGGUCGUUCGCCGGUGCGUCAAGAAGUCCACGGGCCAGGAGUAUGCUGCCAAGAUUAUUAACACAAAAAAGCUCUCAGCCAGAGAUCACCAGAAACUGGAGCGGGAGGCGAGAAUCUGUCGUCUGCUCAAACAUCCGAACAUAGUCCGACUCCAUGACAGCAUCUCAGAGGAAGGCUUCCAUUACCUUGUCUUUGACCUUGUCACUGGAGGAGAGCUGUUCGAGGACAUUGUUGCUAGAGAGUAUUACAGCGAGGCAGAUGCCAGCCACUGCAUCAAUCAGAUCCUGGAGAGCGUCAGUCACAUCCACCAACAUGACAUCGUGCACAGGGACCUCAAGCCGGAGAACCUGCUCCUGGCCAGUAAGAUGAAGGGAGCAGCCGUGAAGCUUGCAGACUUUGGUCUGGCCAUCGAGGUGCAGGGGGACCAGCAGGCAUGGUUUGGUUUUGCAGGAACUCCAGGAUAUCUGUCCCCAGAGGUGUUGAGGAAGGACCCGUACGGAAAGCCAGUGGACAUAUGGGCAUGUGGUGUGAUCCUGUACAUCUUGUUGGUGGGCUACCCUCCGUUCUGGGACGAGGACCAACACAAACUCUACCAACAAAUCAAGGCCGGAGCAUAUGACUUUCCUUCUCCAGAGUGGGACACAGUGACCCCCGAGGCCAAGAACCUGAUCAAUCAGAUGUUAACGAUUAACCCUGCCAAAAGGAUCACUGCCGACCAGGCCCUCAAGCACCCCUGGGUCUGCCAACGCUCCACUGUGGCCUCCAUGAUGCACCGCCAGGAGACUGUGGAGUGUCUGCGCAAGUUCAACGCCAGGAGGAAACUUAAAGGAGCGAUCCUCACAACGAUGCUGGUGUCCAGGAACUUUUCAGCAUGCAAAACCUUACUAAACAAAAAGUCGGACGGUGUGAAGUCGCAGGGAAACAACAGUAAAAACAGUGUAGUAAGCAGCAGCAGCACCAAAGACAGCAGCAUGUCAUCUUCAGCACCAAUGGAAGCCCAGACAACUGUUGUACACAACCCAGCUGACGGCACCAAGGGCUCCACAGAGAGCUGUAAUAACACAGAAGAGGAGGAGAUGAAAGGUAGGAAAGCUCGUAAGCAGGAGAUAAUAAAGAUGACGGAGCAGCUGAUUGAAGCCAUCAACAACGGGGACUUCGAGGCUUACACGAGAAUCUGUGAUCCUGGACUGACUUCUUUCGAGCCAGAGGCUCUUGGAAACCUGGUGGAGGGCAUGGACUUCCACAAGUUCUACUUCGAGAACCUGCUGAGUAAAAACAGCAAGCCCGUGCACACCACCAUCCUCAACCCCCACGUCCACCUGAUCGGCGAGGAUGCCGCCUGCAUCGCCUACAUCCGCCUGACGCAGUACAUCGACAGCCAGGGCCGACCGCGCUCCUGCCAGUCGGAGGAGACGCGCGUGUGGCACCGCCGCGAUGCCAAAUGGCUCAAUGUGCACUUCCACUGCUCAGGAGCGCCGGCUGCACCCCUGCAGUGAACCGACAACCCGGGCCCAGCUUUGCCUGAACUCUAAAAGCUGUUUGGAGCAUUUAUUCUCCGUGGUCGGAUUGGUGCCUGGAUCCUGGCCGGGAAGAGGCUGCUUGGAAAGUUGUAAAAAACACAAAAAAAAAGUGGGGAAAAUACAUUAUAAAUAAAAAAAACAAAACAAAAAAAAAAGCAUAUUUCAAAAGCUUGACUGAAUGACCGACCAACACCGAUCCAGUCCAACCCUAUCUAGAUGAGGUUGGGGCCCGGCUGAUGUCAGCCCCCUUUCUUGCAGAUGGUGCAUGCUUCUGGUGGCGACACAGGGUGAUGCUGUCCUGGUCCUUUUUCUCCCAUGGCCUUUAUUCCCCCGUCUUUGUUUCGUCUGCUGUCUGGAAAAGUAUUAACAUGUUAAAAGAUAUAUAUAAGCAACAGAGAAACAUGUACACUUCACACACAUCGUGACCCGGGCGGCGGGUAGGAAAAUGUGAUUUCUCCUUUGUUUUGUCUCGAGAGAGCAGCAGAACGUCUACUUUAAUAGGAGUGUUGAUUGUUUUACAGUGAACGGGUAUAUGUGGGUGAGGUUUAUGGGGACGGGAGCAACUAAUAUCUACUUAAUAUCAGAAGGUAACACCUAUUUUAUGUGUCAGGUUUGAGCAUCUGUGCAGUGUUUUUAAGGGGUUUAGGCGUUGUGAUAAGUUCCUGGAGGGAUUUUUAUUUUGUCUUUUUGUAUCAUGUGUUAUUCAGCUGUUGGUUUUUAUCUCUUGAAUGAUGUAUUUUAAAGUAUUUUGUGUUGAAAAAGGAUCAUUUUUAAUCAAAAUGGGGAUUUUAUUUAAUAGAUUUGUGUAUAAAUAGAUAUUUAUAUAGGCAAAAAGGGGGAACCUGGUUUUCUUUUGGGGUGCAGGGAGGGGAGUUUAGCAUGAGAGGGGCUGCUUUUUGUUUCUCGGCUUGGAGGUCCUGAGGUGUAAAUACAACACACACACACACACACACACACACACUCACACUCAAGGCCCCUGUGCUCCAGCCUUUACGGGUUGAGCCUCUCUUGCGCUUUAGACAACGUCCAGGCCAGCUCAUCCUGAAGUUGCAGAAGGUCUCCAUCUGUCUGUCCUGCAGUGUUUGGAGCUGAACACCAGGAGGCGCCAUCACAUCUCUGAACUACCUAACCUGAAAGACACACUCUCACGCCAACCUUUCUUUGACCUGUCUGUGUUUUUGCUGUGAAGCAUGAAUUAUCUGAACUAUCUAAUGGCCUGUACUGUUUUUGCACAGACACUUAAGACUCGAUGCUGUUGCGUUCGCUCUUCUGAGGGAAUGAACCUUUCUGCAACUUCAGGUUACGCUCGCCAGAAUCCUUCCCCUCCGCCCUACCUCUGCUCCUCUGCUUCCAACAUUCCUGUCUCUUAUACUCUCCACAUCUGUCGUGACCUUGGCUAACCAGCCCCUUUACUGUCUUAUAGCACCACACCACGUGAUGAUGAUGAUGAUGUCACCCUUAUGCCUGUCUCUUGUUCUGAUUGUGUUCUUUAAAAAAAAAAUGUGUGUGUUGUCCGUCUUGGCUUGCUGUACUUCUGUGUGAAGUCCGGGCACUAUAAAAAGCAUGUUAAAAAGGGAUUGGACAAAACAAAAGGCAUUCUGGGAAGAGGGCUAUGCUGGCUUGAGGGCUGCGGGACCUUCGCUGAUGGCAAUCAAUGCUUUGGUCCCUUUUGUCACCGUUUCUGUUGUAAAUGUUGUAGCUGUUAGUGUUUUGAUGUUGAUAUUUUUUAUCAGUUUUAGCCAGAAGUCUAAAAAAAAUUUAAUGGUUGGAUGAAUGGAGGCUGGGACUGCCGCCACUUUUUUUUUUUUUUUACUGUCCCCUCACGCGCUAAUCGAUGACUGAUUAUUGGAAUUCACAACAUAUAAAGCACACGAGAUCAAAGAUUCAACCUUUAAAGAGGACAAACAUAUCUGUGUGUCACCGUGUAAACUUUGCAGCACUGUUUUUUUUUCACUGUCGUAGGCGCUUUGUGUGACUUUGUACCAGCGGAGGGGUGAGGUUUGCCGCGUGUCCCGUCUCUGUGCUCGCGCUCUACUUUAGCCGAAGACCAUCACGCGCCACGUGUCCACACAGUGGAGCCAAAACACCGUGAAUCACAUAUGAGACCCCGCCCUACUGUAUCCACCACCUGUGCUUCUGAGUGCUGUGACAUAUCUGACAUGCCAUCAAAACUGUGCCCCCCCCCCCACCACCACCACACACACACUCUGCACCGUGACGACGACUCGUUGUAAAACCAGUGCUGAAACUAUGAUGUGAUGUUUUUUAGUAGCUGUCUGUGCUGUGGGCUCUGGCCCAGUUGUCUGUUGAUGCCACCGAUCUGUUUCCACAGUCAUGGGGACGCUCAGAACAGGAAGAUGCAGUUACACUUUGCAGGUUAUCUAAUAAAAAACGAGGAGGGAACAACCAGCUGCAAAGUCACUUUGAACAGUUGGAGUCAAAUUUGCAUUUCUGAUCGAUUGAUAUGAAGCCAAAUAGACGCUCACAGCAGACAUUCUGACAUGUUGGUGCAGGAAAAGCACAAGUGUAAAAGAGGACAUGAAUACAGCCUGUAUUAAAAAAAAAACCUGCCAGUCCUGAAUCUGUUGAGUCUUUUGGCAGCUGGUGCAGUGAGUCCACUCCAAAGUUGAGCUUUUUAUACAGCUUGUGGUAUAACAGUGAUUCUCAACCUUCGUGCCCCCUCAUCACACACAGUGGUGAGCAGGUCCACCUGUGAGAGAGAUCCCGUCCUCGCUGUGUUUGAUGUGGAUCAUCUUUGCAGGCCUGAAGAGGUCAAAUGAUAACAAUUUUUCCUGCCCUGUUAAAUGCACCCUGUGGAGGUCUUGACCAGCAGCAGCACAGUGAUGUCUGUCACAGAUGCACAUUAUUCCAGUGAUCUACUGAUGCUGAUAACACACUGAGAAGCUUAAUAAUGCUCCAUCAAAGGCAUGAAGAAGAAACAGGGAUGUUAACCCUGCACUCAGCUCAUGACCCCUCAGAUUCAUCCCGGGAUCCCAGGUUGAGAACUGCUGUUGUAAAGUUAACCACCACCAUGACCCCACUUUGAGUCUUUUCCUCCCCUCUUGCAUCUCAGUAACUGCAGCUGAUAGAUGAAUUGUUUCUUCAUAGUAAAUUUAUUCAGUCAUAUUUAGUCUAACACAUUUAUGCAAAGACAACAAUGGAAAAAAAAAAAAAAAUCACUGACCCCUGUUUCUCCAUCGAUCCAUGCAGGUAGUUUUGGUUCUGUUUUCCGGGUGUUGAGGUGUCCUUCAGAGUUCUGCCUCCACCUUUAUACAAUGAAACAUUUCAUUUUUGAUGCACUGAAAAA
Molecule: messenger RNA, 4995 nt
Organism: Chelmon rostratus (copperband butterflyfish)
Lineage: Eukaryota; Metazoa; Chordata; Actinopteri; Chaetodontiformes; Chaetodontidae
Gene: camk2g2
Product: calcium/calmodulin-dependent protein kinase (CaM kinase) II gamma 2
Exons: 20
Coding region: 93-1664 (523 amino acids)
Biological process (GO): protein phosphorylation
Cellular component (GO): cytoplasm; neuron projection
Molecular function (GO): calmodulin binding; ATP binding; calcium/calmodulin-dependent protein kinase activity
Source: RefSeq, a predicted model, not a curated record